Molecule: messenger RNA, 3014 nt
Organism: Syngnathoides biaculeatus (alligator pipefish)
Lineage: Eukaryota; Metazoa; Chordata; Actinopteri; Syngnathiformes; Syngnathidae
Gene: slc25a44a
Product: solute carrier family 25 member 44a
Exons: 4
Coding region: 443-1396 (317 amino acids)
Biological process (GO): transmembrane transport; branched-chain amino acid catabolic process
Cellular component (GO): mitochondrion
Molecular function (GO): branched-chain amino acid transmembrane transporter activity
Source: RefSeq, a predicted model, not a curated record
AGAAGUAUUCAUUUUUACGACAUUCGCGACGCAAUUGAACGCAUCAGGAGCAGCCCGUCGGCAAAGUUCAGACAGUCGAAAAUAACCUCUUCGACAUUCGACCUUGAGAUUGAAGCAGCUCGUCAAUAUUCUUAUCGUCAUUUUUUUGUUUUGUUUUGCACACGGUGGGGGGAAAAAAUGUCUCCGAAGCGAUAAGGACGAGCGGCAGGCGAGACGACCUUUCACCUUCUGUUUUGCUAUUCGGUACAGUAGCCGUCAUGGACGGAAGACGGGAACUAGCAUGUCGUCGUCGUCGUCGUCGAGUAGGAGGCCCAAUGAAAGAGUGAAGCGAGCUCGUGGGCCCUGAGCCAGGUUGGAUCAAAACGAGUGGCGAUGGCGCCCGGAGGGCAGACGACAUCACACUUGAGGCUUUAGCGACGCGCUCCCCCCACCCGGUACCACCAUGCAGCAGAAAGGUGCCAUCCGGAUCAUCGAAUGGGAGGACCUCGACAAGAGGAAGUUCUAUUCUCUGGGCGUGCUCAUGACCCUGGGCACGCGCGCCACCGUGUACCCGGCCAGCCUCAUCCGGACCCGUCUGCAGGUGCAGAAGGGCAGGGCGGUCUACUCGGGCACGGUGGACGCCUUCUGCAAAAUCCUGCGGGCGGAGGGCGUGCGGGGCCUGUACCGCGGCUUCAUGGUCAACACCUUCACGCUGGUCUCGGGCCAGGCGUACAUCACCACCUACGAACUGGCGCGCCGCUACGUGUCGCGGCACUCGUCCAGCAACACGCUCAAGUCGGUGGUGGCGGGCGGGGCGGCGUCGCUGGUGGCGCAGACCAUCACGGUGCCCGUCGACGUGGUGUCGCAGCACCUCAUGAUGCAGGGCCAGGGCGAGCACAGCGGCCGCUUCAAGGCCAGACCCAAGAUGAUGUUGGCGGCCGCCAAGCGCGGGCUGACCUUCGGGCAGACGCGGGACAUUUCGGUUCAGAUCUUCGCCGCGGACGGUUUCAGGGGCUUCUACAGGGGCUACGUGGCGUCCCUGCUCACAUACAUCCCAAACAGUGCACUUUGGUGGCCUUUUUAUCACUUUUACGCAGAGCAGCUGUCUCUGAUGGCGCCUAGCGAGUGUCCCCACCUCAUUCUGCAGGCGCUGGCCGGGCCCAUGGCCGCCGCCACCGCCUCCACCAUCACUAACCCGAUGGACGUGGUCCGGGCGAGGGUCCAGGUGGAGGGCCGCUCGUCGGUGGUAGAGACUUUCAAGCAGCUUCUGGCGGAGGAAGGCCUCGGUACUAUGACCAAGGGGCUGUCAGCCCGCAUCAUCUCCUCCACGCCCACGUCGGUGCUCAUCGUGGUGGGCUACGAGACCCUCAAGAGGCUCAGCCUGCGGGACGACUUGGUCCAGUCCAGACACUGGUAGACCAAGAGGAAAGAGCAACUUCGUAUUUUACCUCGUGGCAAGGAGCUCACCCAUCGGUCACUUCGGUCCCUGCAAUAACAACCCUGCCAAAAAAUAUCAAAGAUAUGACAGUUUAAAAAAAAAAUACUGCUGUACGAAAAGCUACUGUGCUUUACAACGAGAAAUGAGGUUUUUUUUGGAUGGAAAGUGGAACACAAUCAGUUUUGUGAAUUAUUUCACAACGUCAAGUGAAUUAACUGUUCAGGCAAUCUUCUAGUUACAGUGAUCCCAUUACUGCAGGGAAUACGUACAGAGCCUCCAUAUGACUAGCAAAAGAUUAAAAAAAUAGUUUUUUUUUCCCCCAAACAUAAAGCUUGUUUCUCAGUCGAGAUGUGUCCAUUCAGCUACGUACUUGGACCAAGUACUGUUUUACUUUAUUUCGACAGGCCUUCGACACAAUAAUCUUGAGGGAUCGUCAGAAAAUUCACAAAAUGGCAAAUAAGUGAGUUUGCAAACAGCGAAUUGCGACUAAGCAUGAGAUUUUUGGAAACCUGUAACGCUCUCAACAAUCAUCCAAAUGUAAAAAGUUAACCAGUCUAAUACAAUUGAAAUAAAGUAACAUACCUUUUGAGGACUGUCCACGUAACAAGUAGGCGUUUGCAAUGCAACACUGGAAAAAAAAACUACUCGUAUGAAGACAGAACCAUACACGUGGGCAUUUCCAUGCAUUUAAAAUUUCAGCUACACUUUUUUUUUUUUUUUACAUGGACCCCUGUUUAAUUUAUUUUCUAUUUCUUUUGAGUUAAUUCUUCUGCUCAUAUUGUCAUUUUACAGAUGCUUUCCUCCGUGGCAGUAAUUUCCCGUUCUUGUUUGUUUUGACGUUACACAAUCCCCCGGCUACAAAUCUCACAAUCUCAUCAUAAAAGCUUAUUUGCCUUUGGAGAUUCUGCUGUAUGAUACGAGAGUGAUUUUAUGGAGAGAAAUUUACCUUUUGAUGAAUUCACUAUUAUUUUGUCCCCCACCACCCACCCCAGAAUGUGGAUUUUAGGUGCCAAAAAUUGGGCCUGUGAAACACGACAGAUCUCAAAGUGAAGAUACUUGACAAAAUUCUUAGGGGAAAAAAAUACACUAGUAGAUUUAUAUGAGAAGUUAGUCACUGAUUAAUGUUUCAGGACAACUAAAAAGCAAAAAUCACAAUUUUAGCUGAUUUGCAGCACUUCUGGGAACAACCAUUUGCUAUGGCGCGCGUCCAUAUUAGGGUGCUGGGUGAGCCGGAGCUUGUCACAAACGAUUGCUGAGAGGUAGGCAGCACCUCGGAAUGGUCCCAGCCAACUGCAGGUCACAGAUAGAGAAACAACCCUGAACAUCAAUGGACAAUUCCAUGCCAUGAGUGACGCCAGAGUACCAAAGAAACUUCUCUGAAACACGAGUGAAAAUGCAAAUGCCACUCGGCAGGAUCUGAGCUGAGAUUUCAAGCCAGAACUGUGAGGGAGGCACGUUACCGACGAGUACGCCGCUACCUGUUCCGUUAUCUUUUUGAAACUACCUUGCCAUCCUUAAUUUGACAGCGCGAUGCUCCUUUGAAAGACUGAAAUUUGGAUGCGCACCAACAGACUGAAAUUGUCAUUCUGGAAUAAAA